Messenger RNA from Vicia villosa (hairy vetch), 2096 nucleotides. Its product is annotated as convicilin-like. NCBI's taxonomy places the organism in Eukaryota, Viridiplantae, Streptophyta, Magnoliopsida, Fabales, Fabaceae. Bases 40 to 1959 code for a protein of 639 amino acids. The transcript has 6 exons. The record is from RefSeq and is a predicted model, not a curated record.
UUAUCAUCAUCUAAAGUGUGAACGAGUGAAAUACAAAUCAUGGCUACCACAAUCAAAUCGCGAUUUCCACUUUUGUUGUUGCUGGGAAUUAUCUUCCUAGCCUCCGUUUGUGUCACUUAUGCCAAUUACGAUGAAGGUAGAGAACCUAGCGUUCCGGGACAAAGGGAAAGAGGUCGCCAAGAGGGUGAGAAAGAGGAAAAACGCCAUGGAGAAUGGAGACCUUCGCCUGAAAAGGAAGAAGAUGAAGAAGAGAAGUACAAAUAUGAAGAAGGUAGGGUACCCGGACAAAGAGAAAGAGGUCGCCAAGAGGGCGAGAAAGAGGAAAAACGCCACGGAGAAUGGAGACCUUCGGAAGAAGAUGAAGAGGAGAAGUACAGAUAUGAAGAAGGUUCAGAACCUAGGGGACCAGGACAAAGAGAAACAGGUCGUCAGGAGGGCGAGAAAGAGGAACAACGCCGAGAACGACACCCUCAAUGGGAAUCUUCGUACGAAAAGGAAGAAGAUGAAGAAGAGAAACAGAAAUAUCAAUAUCAUCGUGAAAAGAAGGAACAAACUGAAGUUCGACCUGGACGUGAAAGAUUUGAAAGACAUGAAGAUGAAGAACAGUGGAGAGGAAUUCAACGUCAUGAAGAUCCAGAAGAAAGGGCAAGGGAAAGGUAUAGAGCGGAGAUAGCAAAGAGGCAAGUAGAAGAAGAGAGGGAGGAAAGGGACAUACCCCGUGAACGUGAACAAAGAAACCCCUUUUUGUUCAAGUCUAAUAAGUUUCAGACACUCUUUCAAAACGAAAAUGGCUACAUUCGUCGCCUUCAAAGGUUCGACAAACGAUCAGACUUAUUCGAAAAUCUUCAGAACUAUCGUCUAGUGGAGUAUAGAGCCAAACCCCACACCAUCUUCCUCCCUCAACACAUAGAUGCUGACUUAAUCCUUGUAGUCCUCAGUGGGAGAGCUAUACUAACUGUGUUGAGUCCCAAUGAUAGAAAUUCGUAUAAUCUUGAGCGUGGUGAUACCAUCAAACUUCCAGCAGGAACAACUUCUUAUCUUGUUAACCAAGAUGAUGAAGAAGAUCUUAGAGUGGUAGAUCUUGCAAUACCCGUGAACAGGCCUGGUAAAGUUGAGUCUUAUCUCCUAUCUGGAAAUAAAAACCAAUACUUGCGAGGAUUCAGCAAGAAUAUUUUAGAGGCCUCGUUUAAUACUAAUUAUGAGACCAUAGAGAGGGUUCUUUUAGAAGAACAAGAUAAAGAAUCACAACAAUCGAUAGGCCAAAAAAGGAGAUCACAAAGGCAAGAAACAAAUGCAUUAGUGAAAGUGUCAAGGGAACAAAUUGAAGAACUCAAAAGGCUUGCCAAAUCAAGCUCAGAGAAAGGCUUAUCCUCUCAAUUCGAACCAAUCAAUUUGAGAAGCCACAAUCCAAAAUAUUCUAACAAGUUUGGCAAGUUAUUUGAGAUUACUCCGGAGAAAAAAUACCCUGAACUUCAAGAUUUAGAUUUAUUUGUUAGUUCCGUGGAUAUUGAAGAGGGAGCUCUGAUGUUGCCACACUACAAUUCAAGGGCUAUAGUUUUACUAUUAGUCAAUGAAGGAAGAGGAAAUCUUGAACUUGUGGGUUUAAAAAAUGAGCAACAAGAACAAGAAGAAAGAAACAAUCAACUCCAGAGGUAUGAAGCUAGACUGUCUCCAGGUGACGUUGUUAUUAUUCCAGCAGGCCACCCAGUUACAGUCAGUGCUUCAUCAAAUCUGAAUUUGCUUGGAUUUGGUAUCAAUGGUGAGAACAAUCGGAGAAACUUUCUUGCAGGUUCGGACGACAAUGUGAUAAACCAAAUAGAAAAUCCAGUAAAAGAGCUUACAUUCCCUGGAUCUGCUCGAGAGGUGAAUAGACUAUUGAAGAACCAAGAACAUUCUCACUUUGCAAGUCAAGAAAGCCAAAGAAAAAGGAGUCCUCUCUCUUCAAUUCUGAACGCUUAAUAUGAAAAAUAAUGCACAUGUAUGAUAUAAGAUCUAUCUGGCUCCAUGGUGAGCUAACUAUAAAUAAAUGGUCUUGUAACUCUUUCUACUAUGAAUAAGUAAAUAAUAAAUAAAAACUGUGUUUUUAUUUUUUUUUA